Molecule: messenger RNA, 3645 nt
Organism: Cyphellophora europaea CBS 101466
Lineage: Eukaryota; Fungi; Ascomycota; Eurotiomycetes; Chaetothyriales; Cyphellophoraceae
Exons: 1
Coding region: 1-3645 (1214 amino acids)
Cellular component (GO): membrane
Molecular function (GO): calcium ion binding
Source: RefSeq, a predicted model, not a curated record
AUGCGCCGGCCUACUUCCUUAGGAGCCUGCCUCGCAAGCACACUUUUGCUUGUGCGACAUGCGAGCUCUGCGCCUCAGCUUGUGUUCCCGAUCAACGCCCAGGUGCCUCCCGUAGCUUACGCUUCCCGACCAUAUCAAUUCUCGUUUGCGGAUACCACGUUCCAUUCAGACAGCUCGUCGAUAUCAUACAACAUUGGCAGCGCACCAGAAUGGCUGUCUCUCGACCCGAAUACACGAACGCUCGAAGGUACCCCGGGAACUUCAGAUGUCGGCGCCGUUACUUUCCAAGUCACCGCGAGCGAUAAUACUGGCCAGACAUCCGCAAGUGUCACACUUGUGGUAGCAGACGGCUCAAGUCUCAGCACGGGCGUGUCGAUUACAUCCUCUUUACGCGCUGCUGGUCAAGUACAGGAACCUUCAACACUCUACCUCAAUCCAUUGACAUCGUUCGCCAUUCUAUUUCCGCCACAGCUAUUUGCCGGCACCUCGUCGUCAACAGUCUACUACGCAGUCACAGAAGAUGACUCGCCUCUUCCACCAUGGAUUCAAUUCGAUGCGCAGGUAUUGCGUGUAUCUGGUUCCACGCCCCCAAUCAUAAAUGCAAGUGCGCAGCAGCAAAGCUACGGCGUCAAGCUCGUGGCCAGUAAUGUCCCAGGCUUUGCCGAGGCUGCCGUUGUAUUCAAUAUCAUUGUCGCUAACAGGAUAUUCGCUUUCCAGUCAGCCUCAGAAACCGUGAAUGUGACGAGCGGCCAAGAAUUUCAAUCCGACACAUUUCGUGAUAUCUUGUAUCUUGACGGGAAGCCAAUCAGCUCAGCAGACUUUCUGGGCGCUCAAGCGAGCUUACCGUCCUGGAUGAAGUUGGAUGAAGAGAGCAUUAUUCUCAGUGGAACAGUUCCAGAGGACUUUUCGGCACAGACUGUCACGAUUACCGCGCAAGAUAGGUCGAACGAUGAGGCAACUUUGGCCGUGACCAUACAGCCAGCUUCUACCGGUACACCAGAAGUCGCUCUCAACAUUACGGCAUAUCCGGGAGAGUACCUCGACUACGAGAUCCCGGAAUCGAUUACCGACGCAGCAGACGAGGUGACGGCCAGUAUAAACACUGCGGCACCUUGGCUAGUCUUCUCAAGCGAUAACUUGACAUUCCAUGGCCAAGUGCCAAACGAUUUGGGCCAGCGCGUGUUGAGCUCGUCAUUAACGGUGGUGAAAGGUGUCUCACGGACUACGUAUCCAGUCCAGAUACUCGUGGGAGCCGCCAUUGGGUCUACACCAACUCGGCCUGGUCCAUCAUCUACAGGAUCUUCUGAUAUAGCUACGUCUACACCUGCCGGGGGUAAUCAAGCCGACAACAGCCCGCGCGUCAACCGGCGACAUAUCUUAGCGAUUGUCCUGACUACGGUCUUUUGUGUACUCGGAGUUGUACUAAUAAUUCUGCUGUGUUUGUGUUGGCGGAAGCGCAAGAACAAGAAACAAAAGGACAAAGAGGUGUCAGACGAUGAGCAAGCAACGUCUCGCAACAGUGCCGCGAGUUCAGAGUUUCAAGCCACCCCGUACGAUGGGAUUGACGAUGCCGAACCUCCGGCUGUGGUCAACAAGACAUCGAACCGGAGCAGCGCCAGAGAAAUGCUGCAAACCCCCGUAAAACCGCCGCAGGUUGAGCUACCAUGGGCGCCGGAUUCGCUGAAGCGGGCUAGAACAAGACUGCAGAAGCGCCAGAAGCCUCAAGCCCACGAGUCUUUUGAUUCAAACUGGGGCGACUUGAUGCUCACUCCUGCUGGGCAGAAAGGAUCCCCUAGCCUGGCCGCUGAGCCAGCUUCAGCUGAUCUCCUCACACUGCCUGUUGAUGAGCCCUCAACGUCGCCGAAGCGGAAGCGGAAUGAUGGACCUGCGCUGUUCCAGAGAAAAAGGGUCAGCAGAGAGCCCGCAGCGGCAUACCCUGAACGUACCAAUUCACAGGCAACCAGCCUACGUUCUGGAUUACCAUCCCGUCUAUCCGCGAUUGUUGGCGUUGGCCACGGCUCCAUCAUUCGCUCACCUUCUUCCUUGAAAUCGGACAAUCCAUUUCGUAUUUCGCAAGCUCCCACCCGCUCAUCCUGGGCUACAACGUAUGGAACCCUGAACGGCAGAGACAAUGCUCGCCCCUCUAUCGCAACCACAAAUCUUGAUCUCUUCCCUCUUCCGCCGUCGACUUCGGCCCAUGGGGAAGGACUCCCUGACGAUCAAAGUGAUGACGGGCUCCAUGGACCAUACGGUUCCAUGGCACAGCGCUCGGAUUCUAAGAUCGCCAACAAGCCCGCCAAAAGCCGAUCAGUUCGUGCUGUCCACACUCCUCAAGACCAUCCAUACAACCUGCCUGGACCACAAGAUACCGAAGCCUUCUACCAGGCGCGAAAAGACUGGUACAAUGAGCGCGCUCGCGCCGAGCUCGAAGGCCUGUCGCAUUUCUCGAAUUCCGGCAGCCGCACGCCAUCGAUCAGCCGCUUCAAACCUGGGACGUCGGCCAUCCGGCCCUCCAGCAGAUCCUUCAGCCCUGGCUACCCAUUCUCAAGCACCCGAAGCGGCACCUUCCCAAUUUUCGAGGCGAACGAAGACGGCAUGAUGGAGGGUCUCAGCACUCCUGCAGGAAACAUCUAUAUGCCCUCUUCGCCCCCAUCACCGAGCCAGCGGACUCGUGAGCCGCCUUCUUCUGCGAACUGGAAGCGCUUGAUGCCGGCGUCCUCGUCGGCCGCUGCCUUUGGACCAUGGGGCAUCCGGGCUGCGCCUUCUUCAGAUCAGCCAGACUAUGAUACCCCACUGCCGCAGCGGCAAGACCCUAGUAGACAUGAGCUUAUCCGUACGGUGUCCAUCUCCAGCGGGCAGUUUUCCAGCGCAGUGUCCUCCAGCUCCACCUCGCAGUGGGAGGACAUGGAACCGCGCGAAUCGCUUGCUGUGCAGAGACACAUGCCGACGCAAAUGCAUACACCCCCAGCUGUUGUGACGGUACCCAAACGCAUACCACUCCGGUCACUGCCGCAGACGACGGCGGCGUCAAGGAUGAGGCCGCCAAGCAGGCGUUCGCCCAGUGCAGGACGCGCCUCAUCAAAGGCCCGAAAUAGUGGCAGGAGCAGUGGUUAUGUCCACGGCUACGGCGGUUUGGGCAUAGGCGCGGGCGUCGAUAAAGAGAUGGACCGAGGCGGAAAGGCAGGAGCUAGCAUCGAGGAACAGACGGACAAAAUGCUAUACGAGCUGGGCAUGGAUGAAAGGGGGGAGCGACUACGGGACACGGCGAGCAGCUUUGGGGGCAACAGCGCGGUAGCGAGCCCGCGUCUGGGAGGGUGGCCACCAAUGCCAUUUAGUGGAGGCAGGGAGACGACAGGCGACGAGGGAGAAACGGAGACGGGGACAGGGACGGAGAGUGAAGGCUUUGUUGGUCGGGCGGUGGGGAGGAUGCUAGGCCGAGCGAGAGCGAGUGGAGGAGGAUUUGGAGGUUUGAGGCUCGGGGACAAUCGGAAACGCGUCGUCAGUGUUGAUAAUAAGGGUGACGGGCCACAGAGUCUGCGUGGGAAUGGUGACAGCAGUCGUCCUGACAGUGGAGGUGGGUCUGAGAACGAGCUACCCUGGGGCGGAAGGGAGAAAAGUCACAAGGGGAGCCUGCGGUUCAUCUGA